Molecule: messenger RNA, 1038 nt
Organism: Mus musculus (house mouse)
Lineage: Eukaryota; Metazoa; Chordata; Mammalia; Rodentia; Muridae
Source: the annotation of a RefSeq genome assembly
AUAAAUCCUAUCACCCUUGCCAUCAUCUACUUCACAAUCUUCUUAGGUCCUGUAAUCACAAUAUCCAGCACCAACCUAAUACUAAUAUGAGUAGGCCUGGAAUUCAGCCUACUAGCAAUUAUCCCCAUACUAAUCAACAAAAAAAACCCACGAUCAACUGAAGCAGCAACAAAAUACUUCGUCACACAAGCAACAGCCUCAAUAAUUAUCCUCCUGGCCAUCGUACUCAACUAUAAACAACUAGGAACAUGAAUAUUUCAACAACAAACAAACGGUCUUAUCCUUAACAUAACAUUAAUAGCCCUAUCCAUAAAACUAGGCCUCGCCCCAUUCCACUUCUGAUUACCAGAAGUAACUCAAGGGAUCCCACUGCACAUAGGACUUAUUCUUCUUACAUGACAAAAAAUUGCUCCCCUAUCAAUUUUAAUUCAAAUUUACCCGCUACUCAACUCUACUAUCAUUUUAAUACUAGCAAUUACUUCUAUUUUCAUAGGGGCAUGAGGAGGACUUAACCAAACACAAAUACGAAAAAUUAUAGCCUAUUCAUCAAUUGCCCACAUAGGAUGAAUAUUAGCAAUUCUUCCUUACAACCCAUCCCUCACUCUACUCAACCUCAUAAUCUAUAUUAUUCUUACAGCCCCUAUAUUCAUAGCACUUAUACUAAAUAACUCUAUAACCAUCAACUCAAUCUCACUUCUAUGAAAUAAAACUCCAGCAAUACUAACUAUAAUCUCACUGAUAUUACUAUCCCUAGGAGGCCUUCCACCACUAACAGGAUUCUUACCAAAAUGAAUUAUCAUCACAGAACUUAUAAAAAACAACUGUCUAAUUAUAGCAACACUCAUAGCAAUAAUAGCUCUACUAAACCUAUUCUUUUAUACUCGCCUAAUUUAUUCCACUUCACUAACAAUAUUUCCAACCAACAAUAACUCAAAAAUAAUAACUCACCAAACAAAAACUAAACCCAACCUAAUAUUUUCCACCCUAGCUAUCAUAAGCACAAUAACCCUACCCCUAGCCCCCCAACUAAUUACCUAG